UUGAUUCGUCUCUCUUUCUAAAAUAUCGAUUUAGACAAAGCGGAAGAAUUUUCAUUACCCGAAAAUCCGCGAGCUGAAGGAAAGUUAAAUUUAUGUUUUCUGUGAACCCAAGCAAAAUCUAACAUUCUCCUCUCACUGUCAGUUUGCUUUUUUAUUUUUAAUUUUAUGAUUUUAUUUUCAAUUUUUGUUUUUAAUUUCUUGAGAUCAAGGUCGGGUUUGUUUUUAUUCCCUAUCAAUCGCCAGAGCUUUUCGUUGUAAUCUGUGUGUGGUGGUGAGAAUUAGGAAGUUUAGGGUUUGAAGAUCCAGUUUGAUGCCUUUUGGGUACAGGAUAGAUGCUUCUUAUUGGGGAUCUAGGGUUUUCGAGCCUGGUCCUUGUGGUUUCCAUCAUUAUUCCUUUGUUCGGCUUUUUCAUUAGGCGGAAAUGGAGGUUAUCAAUAGCCAGGCAAGCGGAGAUCAAGAGGCUUAUGAUUUUAGCGUCGGAAGAGGCUGCUAGGGCUGAGCUUGAGGCAUCAAUUGGAUACGGUAGUGUUCCGGUUUCGCGUAACUAUCAUCAAUGUGCAGUUUGCUAUUGCCCUACUACUACACGGUGUGCUCGCUGCAAAGCUGUCCGGUAUUGUUCUACUCAGUGUCAAGUUAUUCACUGGCGACAAGGUCACAAGGAAGAAUGUUAUCCGGCUGCAGUUGCCAAACACCAAAAUCAUGAUGAGGGAAGUGAUUGUGAUUCUGGUCAGAAGGUGACGGAGCAACACCAAAUUGGAGACGGAUUUGAAUCUAAAGAAAAGCAGCAUGCAGAGCCAACUAAAUCAUCCUCCAAAGAAUCUGGGUUACAUAAUUCCACCACUGAACCUGCACUGUCUAGUUCUACUAGCUGUUCUGCAGUUUUACUUGAGAAGGAUGAUGAUAUUAAGGUUGAGUUCCAGGCUGAUGGGGAAGGAAGGAGCAUUGCUUCAGAAUCUUCCAGUACUUCAUUUUCUGGGUUUUCUUCUUCUGUAACUGGUAGUGAAUCGUCUGAUGAUGUUUCUGUGUGUGAGAGUGUUGGUUCAAAUGAGCCUUGUAGACUUGAGAUAUCUUCAUCUGCUGAUGAUUCUAAACUUGACACGUUGUGGACUGCUUCUGGUGUCAGCAACGUGGAUCAAACCAAAUUGUCAUCCCCAAAAUUUGCCAGCUUGGUUGAUUCUGUGGAUAAAUUUUCUAAAUUAAAUGCAUCAAAUCAGAUGAAGCCUGAUCAAGGUGGAGAGAUCCAAUGCAGAGCAAGUGGCAGUUCUUCAGUUAUUAGUGAUAUGUCUGAGGGCUCAACUUCUGAGGUUCGUACUUUAUCUUCUGGUUUCUGGGGCAGAACUCUGGAACCAGUUGUAUCUACGAAUGAUGCUAAUGAUGAGGCUUUUCAGUCAAAUCCUAAAGAAGGCGGUGAAAGUGCCUCACUUGAUCCUGGAUCUUCCUUACAUUUUUCAUUCAGUUUGUCUCAAAAUGCUUCUUCCUUGCCUCCACAAGGCUUGAAGGUUAAAGCUGCCAAAUUGGAUGAUGCUCCUCGGAGUGCUUCGGGGUACACCCAGCUUUCUAAUGGAGUAACUUUGCCAGAAAAUGUUGAUUUGGAUGCUCCAAAUGUCAGCAGAUCCUCAUCCUCAAAUUCUGAAUGUGCUAACCAUGUGGAGUGCGGGUCUACCAAUGUUUCACCUAUCUCAAAACCCAGAGAAGCUAUCAAUAGAGAUGUUCCGUUAGUCAGUAGCUUGUCAUCGUCAUGUUCUGAAAAGUCAGAUUCUAGUUCUGUUAUUAAUGGACCUAGCGCUUCUCAUCUAUUAAAGUCUUCUGAUGCUUAUUCAUCUAGUGCCAGAUUGCAUGCGGUUCCUAAUGCUAAAUCUGGAAAUUUUGGUGGUGUUCAUGCCAAUGCUGCUACGUUACCUAAGGUUUCAAGUUCUUCUGAUAGCACUCAUGGAUUGAAAACCUCCAUGCGGAAAAUUGCUGAUCAAUUCAGAGGAUCUAAGUUGCCCAAACACUAUCCUUUAGGAGUUGGUAAUGAGGAUUCUGGAAAUUAUAAUAAGGUACUUUUUCCUUACGAAUCUUUUGUCAAGCUUUACAGUGGGAGCAAGGCGAAUCUGCAACCAUGUGGCCUUGUAAACUGUGGGAACAGCUGUUAUGCCAAUGCUAUUCUCCAAUGCUUGACAUUCACUCCUCCCUUGACUGCUUACUUUCUUCAGGGACUCCAUUCAAAAGCAUGUGCAAAGAAAGAAUGGUGUUUCACCUGUGAUUUAGAAAAUUUAAUUUUGAAGGCCAAGGAGGGAAAAUCUCCACUGUCCCCUAAAGGGAUACUGUCUCAACUACAAAAUAUUUGUGGCCAACUUGUUCAAGGGAAGGAGGAGGAUGCACAUGAAUUUUUAAGGUAUGUUAUUGAUGUGAUGCAAUUUGAUUGUCUUAAAGAAGCUGGGGUGCGUUCAUCAGGGUGUUCUGAAGAAGAAACGACUUUAAUAGGCCUAACAUUUGGAGGUUUUCUCCGGUCGAAGAUAAUGUGUGUGAAAUGUCAAGGCAAGUCUGAACGUCAUGAAAGAAUGAUGGAUCUUACGGUUGAGAUUGAAGGAGACAUAGAAACCCUGGAAGAGGCUCUUCAUCGCUUUACGAGGACUGAGAUUUUAGAUGGAGAAAAUAAGUACCAAUGUGGCAGAUGCAACUCUUACGAGAAGGCCAAAAAGAAGUUGACAAUAUCAGAGGCUCCAAAUGUCCUCACAAUUGCUUUGAAGCGAUUUCAGUCUGGUAAAUUUGGGAAGCUUAACAAAGCGAUUCAAUUCCCUGAGAUCUUGAACUUGGCGCCGUAUACGAGUGGGACAAGCGACAAUUCACCCAUUUACAGGCUCUAUGGUGUGGUGGUUCACUUGGAUAUUAUGAAUGCUGCAUUUUCAGGUCACUAUGUCUGUUACGUUAAAAAUGCCCAAAACAAGUGGUUCAAGAUUGAUGAUAGCAAGGUAACAUCCUCUGAACUUGGUAAUGUUCUAACAAAAGGCGCAUACAUGCUUUUUUACGCAAGGUGCUCACCUAGAGCCCCAAGAUCGAUAAGGAGCAGAAGUAAGUCCAUUCUAUCAAAAAUAAAUUCAAAGAAUUAUCCAAAGUCAAGUUCAACUCAUCCUGAUAAUUCAGGGAGUAUCGAAUCCUUUUAUUCGAAAUACAAUCGGUUACAAAAGAUUUUAGAAGAGGAUUCAUCAAGUGAUACUUCUUCUCUUUUUGGCAGCAAUUCUGAUAAUACUUCUUCCUGUACUGAUAGCACACAAGAUGACUCACUGGAUUCUGUAUUUGGCGAUUCCGAUGCUUCAUCUUCCCCUUCCUCUUCUCCUCUUUACUCAAAGCAUUCACCCUUAGCUGAUUUAGACCGAUACGAUUCAGGUUCGCCUGAAAUUGAUCCUCUUUUCCACUCCAACACGAGUAAACAAUGUAGAGACGUAGGUAGUUAUAGUAAUAGUAGUAGCUCUAGGGAAACUGACUCAGAGUUAUUAGGACGAGUUAACUCAUUAAAUGAGGUAUACUUUAGAAAAUCAUUGAAGAAAAGAACAAAUUAAAAAAGUUUUAUUACUGAGUUUUGGAAUUAGAGGAGGUAAAUAAGAAUUGGAGAAAGGGUGUAUGUGAUGUAGUAUAUUGUAGCUAGUUGGCUGGCUGGCUUUGUUGGAAGAAAUCAGUGAGUGCCAUUUUGUUCAUGUUACACAUUUCUUGUUAAUACUAAUAGUAUAUUUUUAUACAACAUUUCAUUACAAGAAGAAAAGAGUAAUUUCUCAAGUAA
Messenger RNA from Gossypium raimondii (Peruvian cotton), 3760 nucleotides. RefSeq names its product ubiquitin carboxyl-terminal hydrolase 16. The coding region runs from base 333 to 3542 and encodes 1069 amino acids. NCBI's taxonomy places the organism in Eukaryota, Viridiplantae, Streptophyta, Magnoliopsida, Malvales, Malvaceae. Gene Ontology annotation, molecular function: cysteine-type deubiquitinase activity; cysteine-type endopeptidase activity. Gene Ontology annotation, biological process: protein deubiquitination. The record is from RefSeq and is a predicted model, not a curated record. Gene Ontology annotation, cellular component: nucleus; cytosol. The transcript is spliced from 11 exons.